GAGAGAGAGAGAGUUGGUAUCCUUGCAUUAUAAAUAAAGCCCGAGUGAGUUAUUUGCCUUUUCAUCUCAAUCAGAGAAAAGUUAGGGUUCGUGACUUUCCCUUUUCCUUCGUUUCUUUCGUUCGGAAUCAUAAUCAUCAUCGUCGACAUAUCAUCAUGUCAUCGGCGAGGAAGAUCACCCUGAAGAGUUCCGACGGGGAGGCGUUCGAGGUGGACGAGGCGGUGGCGCUGGAGUCGCAGACGAUAAAGCACAUGAUUGAGGACGACUGCGCCGACAGCGGCAUCCCUCUCCCCAACGUUACCAGCAAGAUCCUCGCUAAAGUCAUCGAGUACUGCAAAAAACAUGUCGAUGCCGCCAAUCCCGACGACAAACCUUCUGAGGAAGAUCUCAAGGCCUGGGACGCGGAUUUCGUCAAGGUCGACCAGGCCACGCUCUUCGAUCUCAUCCUGGCUGCGAACUACCUGAACAUCAAGAGCCUGCUGGAUCUUACAUGCCAGACUGUAGCAGACAUGAUCAAGGGGAAGACUCCAGAGGAAAUUCGCAAGACCUUUAACAUUAAGAAUGACUUCACCCCUGAGGAAGAAGAGGAAGUUCGUCGGGAAAAUCAAUGGGCAUUUGAAUGAUUUUGUUAAGCCAUAAAAUCUGAAUCAAAGAUCUGCCAUGUGGUUUUAUGCUAUGCUUGUCUGUUUUUCAAAGAUCUUCCUUGUAGAUUUACCUAUGCUAUAUACUUGUUUGUUUUCUAUUUCAGACUAUUUAUGUUGACUGUGUUCACGAGUCAGAAUUAUCAUCCUACAUGAACGUUAAUAGCGCUUGAAUUGUAAUUAAUAGUUGUGAUGAGGGGAAGCGAUUAUUCUGACA
Molecule: messenger RNA, 858 nt
Organism: Vigna angularis (adzuki bean)
Lineage: Eukaryota; Viridiplantae; Streptophyta; Magnoliopsida; Fabales; Fabaceae
Product: SKP1-like protein 1B
Exons: 2
Coding region: 156-623 (155 amino acids)
Biological process (GO): SCF-dependent proteasomal ubiquitin-dependent protein catabolic process
Cellular component (GO): nucleus; cytoplasm
Molecular function (GO): cullin family protein binding
Source: RefSeq, a predicted model, not a curated record